UUUCUGACUUUUCACUUCAAUAUUAAAAACUGCUUUCUAAAAAGGUUUGUUAGUAUAUAACAAAGGCGAAUACAGAGGGAGUGCAGAAUAUUUGGAUUCAGCAGCUGUAUGUCCAGGCAUGUCCAGGUUCAUGUUUUGUAUGCAUGUUUAAACAAGAACUAAAUAGCAGCGGUGUGUGUGUAUGUGUGUCUGCAAGUGAAAGUAAAAGUUUUAAGACAAGUCAGCUUUUGUUUGAACUGACAUAACUGAACACAACAGGCUGUGUAUUUUAGUUUGUAUUAAAGAAAGAAAAUGGGGAACAUAAAAGCCAAGAUUGACGAAUAUGAAACUCCAUGGAGAAACACCAGUUGGGGGAAGCAAAAGAAGGACUCCUUAAAACAAACCAUAAAAGAGAUCAAACCAUACAAAAAUGAUCUGAAAUACUUAAGGAUCUUAGUUGUAGGCCCAAAUGGUUCAGGGAAAUCAAGUUUCAUAAACUCUAUUAAUAAUGCCUUCAAAGGACGGAUAACCAGCGAUGCACUGAGUAAUACAAUUUCUAGUAAAAGUUUUACAGUUGUGUACAAACAAUAUGAAAUUGAAACAGGAAAUCCCAGUUUGACUGUAGUCAUCAAUGAUGUCAUGGGUCUGGAAGGAGGAUUUAAGCAUGGAUGCCCUCUGGAGGACAUCAUCAAAGCAGUUCAUGGUCAUGUCAAAGAAGGACAUGAGUUUAUACCAGAAAAACCACUGUCUUCAGAUGAUCCAGACUACAUUAAGACACCAGAACCCUCUGAUCAGGCAUUCUGCCUAGUGAAUGUUUUAGCUGCUGACAGAAUCCAGUUCACAGAUGAAAGUGUUCUGGGAAAGCUGAGAGAUCUACGUCAUGAUGUCAAAAGGCUUGGGUUGCCCCAGGUCAUUGUCAUGACAAAUGUGGAUCAAACAUGUCCGGUGGUGAAAGCUAAUUUACAGAAGGUCUACUACAGCAAAAAAAUCAAAGAGAAGAUGCAAUGGUGCAGUAAUGAACUGGGUGUCCCAAUGUGUCAUGUCUUUCCAGUGAAGAACUACCACGAGGAAAUCGAAACCAAUGAUGACAUGGAUGUCCUGAUUUUACAGGCAUUGACUCAGAUUAUACAGCUGGCGAAUGACAAUGCAAAGAUUCGUUUGACUAAGUGAUAAUUCACAGAAGAUUUGUGCCUAAUUUUGAACAGAAUAUUGUUUGGGAUGAUGAUUAUUAAUAUGAACAUGGAGACUAAAUAUUUUGAAAUAGCAAUCAGUUUAAAAUAUCCAAUAACAUUUAGCUUAUAAUCAGUAAAACAUUUAGUAAAAUCAGUAAAACUAAGUUGAUUAAUUUCAUACAGUAGAUGAUUCUAUGUAUAAAUCUAUAUAUAAUUUGAAAUAAUCAUGUAAGGUGUUCCUGGAUGCCUCCCAACAGUACAGUUUGGAAGUCUCCCUUAUUUAACACAUCUAUUUUAGCUCUUUUACUGAUGUUUAAUCAGAUGUAUUUGAUUACAGAGACGUUUGCAACGUGUAUUGAUAAGUGAAUGAAUUUUGUCUAUAAAUCAAUAAUAAAAUGGGGCGGUUCUAGAGUCCGUGGAUAACCGGGGCUUAGGCCAGAGACAUACAUGAGAUACACUUUAAAUUAAAUGUUUAAAAAGUUACAUUGGCAAAGUGGAUUAUUUAAAAAAAAAAAAGAGGUAAAUCUUUCAGUGCUACGCAUCACAAUGUCAUGUUACGUUGAGAUAAACUGAAAAACAUUUGUCUACAAUUAUCCUUAAUACUGAACAGGUUUAAGAUCUACAACAGAGACACCAUGACACCAAGCUUUAAACUCACAUAAUACACACACAAACAUGCAGUUCUCUACUGUAUACACUUAUAUUUUUUAUGCCGCAUGCAUUUACUCUGUAGUUACAAAUUGCAUAAACAACCAUCUUACUUCUUGAAGAAAUGUAUGCCACAGAGAAAAUGCUAAUCAAGCCGUUCAUGUAAUUCUUUUUUUUUCUUUUAGAAUUUUGAAAUUUAUAUUUUAAUUUUCACAUAAAUAGAUCUAGUAAAGUAUCUCAUUUCAUUGACUGGAUCAUAUAGCCCCUUUAACUACUUAUUUAUGGUUGGACAGUUUGCUUGUUGGUCAGAGUGUAGGUGGGCGGUUCUUGUCAGGAGUGAAUGACAGCUUAAGUUUUCCCAGCAAACACGCCCUGUGUGGGCAUUUCCACAAAAAAAGCAAACAAACAAAUAACCCUUGUGGGGUAACCCAGGGCCACAGAAUUUUAACCAGAUUUGCUUUUGGGGAAAAAUAGUAUUUAUAUAAAAUUUUUGCUGCAAUUUUUGCUUGGACAUGUAAAACAUAUCUAAUCAAUUUGGGUAACACAUUUUCAUUUAAUUUUGCAACUUAUAAUGUGUUUCUGUUGUAUGUGACCGGGUUGUAUUUACAAGAAACAUCCUCCACAAUUGAUUUGAUAUAUUUUUGACCUUUUUAUUUUUAAAUAAAAAAAUAAAAUAAAAAUUUUUGUUG
Molecule: messenger RNA, 2488 nt
Organism: Carassius auratus (goldfish)
Lineage: Eukaryota; Metazoa; Chordata; Actinopteri; Cypriniformes; Cyprinidae
Product: interferon-induced protein 44-like
Exons: 8
Coding region: 292-1149 (285 amino acids)
Biological process (GO): immune response
Source: RefSeq, a predicted model, not a curated record